AUGCUACAAGACGUCUUGAACCUCAGAAAGAAUAACUGGGUGCCUCAUAGAGGAGACCAGGGUCCUAAAACAAUCGACCAGAUCCACAAGGAGGCAGAGUGUCCUCAAGUUGCUGAGGAUGAAGACGACAACAAGUUUGUGACUGAGCAGAAAGUGGAGUUCACCACAGGAGAGGAGACGGAGUCAAAGGAAGUGGAUGAGAAGAAGGUCCUCACUGGAGAGGAGCUCAGCAAACAGCUGGACAGACUCAUCCAGGACAAAGCCAACAACGAGCGCAUCAGAGACUGGGCUGAGGCUAACUUGGACGAGCAGCAAACUGCUUCCAACCAGUUCGUACGAGCACUGAUGACGUCAGUGUGUCAGUCUGCCAUCAUAUGUGACAACUCGUACAGGGUGGAUGCACAGCAGAUCAGCCGGAGAGCCAGUCUGCUGCAGAGAUACCUGUCUGAUGAGCAGAAGGAGCUGCAGGCCCUCUACGCCCUCCAGGCUCUGAUUGUGCACAUGGAGCAGCCAGUGAACCUUCUGCGGAUGUUCUUUGACGCCUUGUACGACGAGGACGUUAUUAAAGAGGAGGCCUUUUACAAAUGGGAAACCAGCAAAGACCCUGCGGAGCAAACAGGCAAAGGUGUGGCCUUGAAAUCAGUCACCGCCUUCUUCACCUGGCUCCGCGAGGCCGAGGAGGAGUCUGACAAGGAGUAAAAGACUGAACUGAAAGCUGCCGCCCCCCUUUGGCAAGGCGGGGGCUCUGCAGGCGGCUGCAGAGAGUCAUGGACAAUAUUGCCAGAGAGGCAGACUCAAAUCAAUCCUCAAUGAGGAUAAAUCUUUAUUAUUUUUUUCUUUUCUUUGAGGGAUGGACUCAGAAAACAAUCAUUUCUCUCUACCCUCCCUCUCUUGCUUCCUCAUUAUUUCCCCACCUGCUUGUCACAGCAAGUGUCCUCAUCAAAUAAACUUGAAAACUGAUUCAGCAGGAUUGCUUGUUAACGAGGUGUGAAGUAUCCCACAUCACUACGAAACUCUUUUUCUCACAAUAAUACAAACCAACAGGCUGCUUUUUUAUGGUUCUAGAUAAUUCUAAUGCCUAACAUCCUAUCUGAUCUGCAAGAAUAAACAGCAGGGGCGUGUGGUGUAGUGGGUUCCCUGAUACGUGGGUAUCGUCAUGCCAUAAUGUGUGUUCAAUCCAAACUCAACUCUUAUGUCUUUGUCCCUUACUGGAGUGUGCAGCAUGACUGAAGUGUGUUUCUAUUAAUGAUACAGUGGCCGAAACGUCGAUAGACAAAUGUACAUGAACUAAUCUUAAUUUGAUGGAUGGAGUUUUUAAAGCAAAGGUUGUCUAUUUUCUCUUCCUGUUUCCCAUCAUGAACUUAGAGGACAAGGAGAAACAUGGAGGACCGGUGUUGACCUUUGACCUUGACUACUAGGGGAUGGUCUUAAUGCUUCCUCUAAGCCAUCCUCUUCCAUCCCCAGUAGUGAGCCACACUGACUGACUCUUCAUCUUUACCUCUUCUAUACUUAACCCUGAGCUGUCGUAGAGGACACUUAAUGACCCAAUCACCGUUAAAACUUGAAAUCUACAGAAAAUUGACUUGAUGAAAAAUAUAUAAACUUUAAAAAAAAAACAACACAGAAAUGAUCCGAAAGCCUUUUCUACUUAAAGUGGAAACUUAUUUCAGGAGCGUUCUGUAAAUAUAUAAUAAUAAUAAUUAAAAAAAACUUUUUUUUUUUUCAGUUUUAUUUUUCAGAAACGAUAAAUUGCUGAUGUAAUUGCAGUGUAUCCUUUUCCAACAGAAGCAACAGUUGUCCAGAUGCAGAGAGGUGCUUUAGAUAAUCCAUUGAUUAUUAGUUGUAUUGGAAUUUUGUAAAUAUUUUUUUUGCUUUCUUUAUUUAAGAAAUUAUUGCUUCUUUUGCAUCGGAAACUGGAAAGAUGAGGUAACGGAGCAUUGCAAAUAAAGGACUUAUUAAGUUGCUGAA
Molecule: messenger RNA, 1968 nt
Organism: Sebastes umbrosus (honeycomb rockfish)
Lineage: Eukaryota; Metazoa; Chordata; Actinopteri; Perciformes; Sebastidae
Product: eukaryotic translation initiation factor 4 gamma 1
Exons: 6
Coding region: 1-699 (232 amino acids)
Cellular component (GO): eukaryotic translation initiation factor 2B complex
Molecular function (GO): translation initiation factor activity; guanyl-nucleotide exchange factor activity; translation initiation factor binding
Source: RefSeq, a predicted model, not a curated record